AUGGACGCGGAUGCGGGCGGCGUGGUGGAGCUCUACUCCAUCAACGGCAGCUCCAAGGUGGAGCGUGAGUCCGUAGCGCCCCCGCUGGCUCGCGACAUCCGCAGCUACCUGCAGGUGAGCGGCGACCACUUCUCCAUGCUGCUACUCGGCAAGGACGGCAACGUCAAGUCGUGGUACCCGGCGCCCACGUGGUCCAUGGCCGCCGUGUACGAACUCGUCGACUCCAUGCAGCUCAGGCGGCAGGAGAUGGCCAUCCAGCAGUCGCUGGGCAUGCGCUGCCCAGAGGUGGAGUACUCGCCGUACACCUACCAUCAGCACCAGCACCACCAGCAAGAGGACCACCACCACUAGCACCACCACCACCACCACUAGCACCACCAGCAGCAGCUCAGGCGGCAGGAGAUGGCCAUACAGCAGUCGCUGGGCAUGCGCUGCCCAGAGGUGGAGUACUCACCGUACACCUACCAUCAGCACCAGCACCACCAGCAAGAGG
Molecule: messenger RNA, 493 nt
Organism: Lethenteron reissneri (Far Eastern brook lamprey)
Lineage: Eukaryota; Metazoa; Chordata; Hyperoartia; Petromyzontiformes; Petromyzontidae
Product: coiled-coil domain-containing protein 80-like
Biological process (GO): positive regulation of cell-substrate adhesion; extracellular matrix organization
Cellular component (GO): basement membrane
Source: RefSeq, a predicted model, not a curated record